Messenger RNA from Pseudogymnoascus destructans, 324 nucleotides. RefSeq lists its product as uncharacterized. Bases 1 to 324 code for a protein of 107 amino acids. The record is from RefSeq and is a predicted model, not a curated record. The transcript has 2 exons. Lineage: Eukaryota; Fungi; Ascomycota; Leotiomycetes; Thelebolales; Thelebolaceae.
AUGCUGGAACGGCUGCUGCACGGCGGUGAAACAUUCUCGAAGUCCGGCACCUGGUGUCGGCGGCAAGUGGAGCAGCGUACGGAUGCAGCAAGAGGGCCUUCGGAGAUGGGCGGCCCAAUGAAGCUAGCAGGCGCCGAAGUUCUCUGGAAUACACAACCAGCGCUGUGCGAGUACUACUCUGGUCGAGCCUCGACUCCAGACCUUCCAGACCGCCUCCAAAGGGACAUGGCGCCAUUCCCAACUGACGCACUCGCAAUAGUUUUUGGCAGCGACCGACAGGACUACUUUAGUAUUGCCCCUAACGCCAUCGACGAUUACGACUGA